This is a messenger RNA of Quercus robur (English oak), 988 nucleotides long. RefSeq names its product N-terminal acetyltransferase A complex catalytic subunit NAA10. The transcript has a single exon. The coding region runs from base 220 to 810 and encodes 196 amino acids. The record is from RefSeq and is a predicted model, not a curated record. Gene Ontology annotation, molecular function: protein-N-terminal-glutamate acetyltransferase activity; protein N-terminal-serine acetyltransferase activity. Gene Ontology annotation, cellular component: NatA complex. Gene Ontology annotation, biological process: N-terminal peptidyl-glutamic acid acetylation. Lineage: Eukaryota; Viridiplantae; Streptophyta; Magnoliopsida; Fagales; Fagaceae.
ACAACCCAUCUCAAUCUAUCGUGAAAGCCCAAAACCAAAUCCCAAUAUUUAGAAUCCAAAUACCUCUUUUACAUUUCACUCUCAUUCCCCUUCCUUCUCUCUCUCCACAAAAAUCCCCAAAUCAAAAACUCCCACCACACAGAAAAAAAAACCCUAACCCUAAACCCCCAAAUUCAAAAUCCCCCACAAAAAUCAACCAAAUCAAAUACCAACCCAACAAUGGUGUGCAUACGCAAAGCCACAAUCGACGAUCUCUUAGCCAUGCAGACCUGCAAUCUCUUCUGCCUCCCGGAGAAUUACCAGAUGAAGUACUAUCUCUACCACAUCCUCUCAUGGCCGCAGCUUCUCUACGUGGCCGAAGACUACAACGGCAAGAUCGUGGGCUACGUGCUAGCCAAAAUGGAAGAGGAAAGCACCGAGUGUCACGGCCACAUCACGUCGCUCGCGGUGUUGCGCACUCACCGCAAGCUCGGGCUGGCGACCAAGCUCAUGAGCGCAGCUCAGAACGCCAUGGAGCAAGUGUUUGGAGCUGAGUAUGUGUCGCUUCACGUGAGGAAGAGUAAUAGAGCUGCGUUUAAUUUGUACACGGAGACUUUGGGGUAUAAGAUUCAUGAUGUGGAGGCUAAGUACUAUGCGGAUGGUGAGGAUGCUUAUGAUAUGAGGAAGCAAUUGAAGGGGAAGCAGUAUCAUGGACAUGGACAUGGGCAUGGGCAUGGGGGACAUGGGCAUCAUCAUCACCAUCAUCAUGAGCAUGGAGGUGGGUGUUGUUCAGGGGAGAGGGUGGAACCAAAAGGGACUGGGAAGAAGUAGGCCAGGGUGAACUGAGGUGAAGUGGUACUGCUAUUCAGUUUUUUUUUUUUGGUUGUAUUUUGUUGGGUUCCAUUAUGUGAGGAAUAAUGGUUAAUGGGUAUUUGUUUAAUUAUACAUUGAACUUAAUUUACAAUGAUGGGCAUGGAUAUCUAAUGUUAUAUGCACUUUUUUGUGUCAA